AUGUCAAUCGGAAAUCGGAAUAAACUUUUUUUGAGAUUAAUUAUUGCUGACCUCACUCUAUCAAAUUUAAGAGUAGUUGGCCCGAAGUGUAGCUAAUAAAUUUACUAAUAAUUUAUAUUAGAUUAUACAAAAAUAACUUAUUGUAAAAAUAAAACAGUAACAAGUGUUUGGUUUCCUUUAGUUUCUCAGGAGAGUAAAAAUUUUUUCAUUGGUUUUAUACCCUAUUUAAUUACACGAUAAAAAAAUAUAUAAAUAUACUUACAUUAUCACUAAGAAUUUGUGUAAAUUGUGCAAGUGAUAAAUAUAUCCAUGGCGGGAUAUUUCGAAGAAAUGGGGUGGCGGGAACUGCAGGACGGUGAGCAACCUAACCAUUUGCUGCAUAUGGCGAGAUUCCUUUUAGACUUUGGAUUCCACGGAGAAAAUGCCAACGGAGAAUGGCCUAAGUUGCCACCACCAGCAUCUAGAGAAGCUGUUGGCCAGAUACCCGAAGUAACAAUUGACUCCAAUGAUAAGAGUUGUCCGAUAUGCUUAAAGAAAUUCCAAGUUGGAGACAAAGGAAAACAAAUGCCUUGCCAUCAUAUCUUUCACACAACAUGUAUAUUGACUUGGUUGGAGCGAACAAAUUCCUGCCCAUUUUGUAGGUAUGAAUUACCAACUGAUAAUGAAGGUUAUGAAGCUUUCAAAAAAGAAAAAAGCGUGCUGAACAACGGAAAGAAGAAAUAGAGAUACUUCAUAAUUCUAUGUUCAGUUAAAUGUAUAUUUCUUAUAUCAUGUAUAGUUAUGGUAUUUAUGUUCAUUCCAAUUAUGAAUGUUAACUCUGGAGUCUGGAUACUUUCAUGUGGUCAUUUCUUAAGGUGGUAGCUCAAGGUCCAUUUUCAUACAUUUUGUUUCGGCUUUAAUCUGGGUAACUUAACAAGUAUAUUUA
This is a messenger RNA of Manduca sexta (tobacco hornworm), 925 nucleotides long. Its product is annotated as E3 ubiquitin-protein ligase RNF181-like. The coding region runs from base 310 to 723 and encodes 137 amino acids. Gene Ontology annotation, biological process: protein ubiquitination. Lineage: Eukaryota; Metazoa; Arthropoda; Insecta; Lepidoptera; Sphingidae. Gene Ontology annotation, cellular component: cytoplasm. Gene Ontology annotation, molecular function: ubiquitin protein ligase activity. The transcript has 3 exons. The record is from RefSeq and is a predicted model, not a curated record.